Pollicipes pollicipes is the source of this 1361-nucleotide messenger RNA. Its product is annotated as 8-oxo-dGDP phosphatase NUDT18. Gene Ontology annotation, molecular function: 8-oxo-GDP phosphatase activity; 8-oxo-dGDP phosphatase activity. The coding region runs from base 268 to 1323 and encodes 351 amino acids. The record is from RefSeq and is a predicted model, not a curated record. Lineage: Eukaryota; Metazoa; Arthropoda; Thecostraca; Pollicipedomorpha; Pollicipedidae. The transcript is spliced from 7 exons.
UUGUGUGGAUGCUUAAUGUGGAAGAAUGAAACGUUAACUUUUUCUUUGAAAAUGCCUGUUCCUAUCUCAAUGAUGUGGUUGAACCGAAUUCAUCUUUGGUAAUCUUAAGUGUGAUCGUGGGAUUUCUUCUGAUUGCAGGCGAAAAGCUGCGCUUUGAAAUCUGUGUGUAGGAUGCAACUAGGGCUGUUGCAGGGAAUAAAUUGUACUGCUAGGUGCUGACUCGCUGAGCCAGAAGAGGGUACUCUCACCAGGUCAUGAUUUGCUGAAAUGCUGAAGAGGAGGCCUUUGAGGAAAAUUGUUCACAAUGAAAUGUGUGUAAGUGGAGCUGCAGACAUGGCUGAAGAAAUGGUGCAAGCUCUGCUGGAUGGGCAACCCCUUGAAACAGAGGAAUUCUGUGAUUUUUCAUUAGAAGAGCAAAAUGAGGCAACUGCUGCCACUGGAGUUUCACCAUCAACGCCAUCUACAUUUACACCAGAGCUGAAGAAAAAUGUGUUUUACAUUGUGGCUGGAGCCAUUGUAAAUGACAAUGGAGAAGUAUUGAUGAUACAAGAGGCAAAAAGCUCUUGCGCCGGCCAGUGGUACCUGCCAGCCGGCCGUAUGGAGCCGGGCGAGAGCAUCGCCGAGGCGGCGAGACGUGAAGUGCUCGAGGAGACGGGCCUCGAGUUCGAGCCGACCACCCUGCUCAUGGUAGAGACGGCCGGCGGCGCCUGGUACCGCUUCGUCGUCACCGGCAGCAUCACUGGCGGGCGGCUGAAGACGCCGGCCGACGCCGACCCAGAGUCGCUGCAGGCGCAGUGGGUGGCCGACCUGACCUCGCUCGACCUGCGCGCCACCGACAUCGUGCCGCUGGUGGAGCUGUCGCAGGCGUACCAGCGGCGCGGCGAGACGCCCUGGCACCGGCCGCUGCUGCCGGCCGCCAGGCGCCACGACCGCCUCCUGCUCCGGCUCGUCGUCUGCGUCCGGAAACGCGCUAACAACCGCGUGAGUGUGCUGAUGUCGGAGAAGACGUCGCUUCACCUGCCGACCUGUGAAAUAUCACCUCCGCGCAGCAUCCACUCCACACUGAAGAAGUACAUGACGGAGAUGUUCGGCGCCGACCUGCCGCCCCACCGGCCGGCCGGCGUGCUGUCGGUGGAGUACGCCCACGAGCCGGACCAGCCGGCCGGCCUCUGCCUGACGCUGCUGGUGCCCGUGCGCAAGCCGCUGGAGGAGGCGCACCUCAUCGACAAGUACCAGUGGUGCGAGCUGAGCCGCGACGCCGGCCACGCGCUGCUCGAGCGGCUCGGCAAGAACCGGCUGGUGACGCUCAACGUCAUCAGGUAAGGCGGCGGCGGCACGAGCCAGCGGCGGCGGCGGCGGCG